AUGACUUCCACAUCGAACGGCCAUGCGCCCAGAUCCGAAUUGUCCGUUCAACGCCGUACGGAACACCACGAGGCUGAUGUCGUGAUCGUAGGCGCAGGCAUCCUGGGCUGCGCACUCGCCGUUGCGCUGGGACGGCAGGGUCGCAGUGUGUUUUUGCUGGAACAGUCCAUGAAAGAGCCCGAUCGCAUCGUCGGCGAAUUGCUACAACCGGGAGGAGUGAAAGCGUUGGAACAACUGGGCCUGCGGGAUUGUCUCGAGGGAAUCGAUGCCAUCGAUGUCGACAGUUACUACGUCUCAUACUUUGGCGAGCCCGUCAAAUUGUACUAUCCCAAGGAGACGCCCUCGUCACCGCGGCCGAUAGGAAAGUCAUUCCACCACGGUCGCUUUGUCAGGAAACUGCGUGAGGCCGCCCUGGCAUGCCCGAAUGUCAAGGUGGUCGAGACCAAGGCCACUGGUUUGGUGACUUCCUCUCAGGGACAGGUGCUGGGUGUCGAGUGUCUCACGGGGGACGCCAAGGACUGCUACUUUGGUCAGUUGAACGUCGUCGCGGACGGUUACGCUUCGAAAUUCCGCAAGAUCCACCACCCACACUCACCCCGAGCUCGAUCCAAGUUCUGGGGUCUCGAGUUGAUCGACGCCGACCUGCCCUCCCCCAACUCCGGCCACGUUCUCCUGAGCGAUAAACCUCCUGUGCUCAUCUACCAGAUCGGUACCCACGAGACCCGAAUUCUCAUCGACAUUCCCGAAAACCUUCCCUCCGCCUCGGUCAAGAACGGCGGUGUGAAGAGCCAUCUUCGAAAUGUCGUUCUACCCUCUCUGCCUGCAAGCGUGCGGCCAUCCUUUGAGGCUGCACUCGAUCAGGGUCACCUUCGUUCCAUGCCCAACUCCUUCUUGCCCGCCUCUACGAACAAGACACCGGGGCUGUUGAUUGUCGGCGAUGCGCUCAACAUGCGACACCCGUUGACGGGUGGUGGAAUGACCGUGGCUCUGAACGAUGUCUGCUGUAUCCGCGAAUUGUUGAGUCCUGAGGCUGUGCCCAACUUGGGUGACACAUCAUUGGUGCUCAAGCAAUUAUCUCGCUUCCACUGGAUGCGCAAGAAUUCCUCUUCUGUCAUCAACAUCCUUGCCCAGGCUCUGUAUCAGCUCUUCGCUGCUAAUGACUCCAACCUCCUUGCUCUCCAACGAGGCUGCUUCCGCUAUUUCCAGCUCGGUCAUGUCGACGGACCGGUGGGUCUCCUCGGAGGUCUCAUCAAGCAGCCUUUUGUUCUGUUCCGCCACUUCUUCACCGUGGCAUUCCUCUCCAUCUGGGUGCUCUUCCGGGAAACGCCAUUCACCAAGAUGAUCCUCUUUCCCGUACAGUCUCUCAUGGUGUUCUGGACCGCCUGUGUGGUCAUUUUCCCGUACAUCUUCGCCGAGAUUCGAACAUGA
Penicillium oxalicum is the source of this 1428-nucleotide messenger RNA. RefSeq names its product squalene monooxygenase erg1 (gene erg1). Gene Ontology annotation, biological process: ergosterol biosynthetic process. Gene Ontology annotation, molecular function: squalene monooxygenase activity; flavin adenine dinucleotide binding. The record is from RefSeq and is a predicted model, not a curated record. Bases 1 to 1428 code for a protein of 475 amino acids. The transcript is spliced from 2 exons. NCBI's taxonomy places the organism in Eukaryota, Fungi, Ascomycota, Eurotiomycetes, Eurotiales, Aspergillaceae. Gene Ontology annotation, cellular component: endoplasmic reticulum; membrane.